AUGGUUGUCUAUGUUGAUGACAUAUUGCUAGCUGGGGAUGAUGUUGCUGAGUUAGACUCCUUGAAGUUAUUUCUGGACAACCAGUUUAAAAUCAAGGAUUUAGGCACAAUUUAUUACUUUCUUGGGUUGGAAAUCUCCUCUCACUCUCAGGGCUAUCUUAUGACUCAAUCCAAAUACACCACUGAUCUCCUAGAUGAGUUCAAGUGCCAAUAUUUUUCUCAUAUUUUCACACCUCUGGAUCCUUCUGUCAAGCUUCAUUUAGAUAUGGGGGAGCCUAUUUAUGAUCCUAGUUCCCCACAUGUUAGUUGUACUUCAUAUUUUGAGAAUUCUAUCAGUGGUUAUUAUAUCAUUCUUGGUGGAAGUACUAUUUCUUGGAAGAGCAAGAAACAACCUACUAUAGCCUUGUCUUCAGCCGAAGCUGAAUAUAGAGCUCUGAGGAAAGUUGCUGCUGAAAUAGCUUGGUUGACUAGAUUACUUGGUGACCUUGGCUUGCCAAUCUCUAAUCUUUUUCCCGUAUAUUGUGAUAGUCAGACUACUCUGCAUAUAGCCAAGAAUCCUGUCUUUCACCAGCGCACACAGCAUAUUGAGAUUGAUUGUCAUUAUGUGCGUGAAUGCCUACAUGUUGGACUUAUUUUUUUACACUUUGUUUCCAGCGCAGAUCAAUUGGCUGAUAUUAUGACCAAGGUUGUCUACUCAACUGCAUUAUGGUGCGAGACACCUUAUGCUUCUGCGCCUUCUUCCGCUCUUGCGAAGCUCCGCACCUGCGGUCCCUCACCUGGCCGGCCUGCGCCGCAUCUGCGACUCCAAAUGUCGCUUUUGCGCCCUCCGCACCUGCGGCCAAAACCUCGUAGGUGA
Molecule: messenger RNA, 855 nt
Organism: Nicotiana tabacum (common tobacco)
Lineage: Eukaryota; Viridiplantae; Streptophyta; Magnoliopsida; Solanales; Solanaceae
Source: RefSeq, a predicted model, not a curated record